This is a messenger RNA of Orussus abietinus, 1874 nucleotides long. It is a transcript of the gene aln, whose product is annotated as protein FAM69C. Lineage: Eukaryota; Metazoa; Arthropoda; Insecta; Hymenoptera; Orussidae. The transcript has 4 exons. Bases 235 to 1464 code for a protein of 409 amino acids. The record is from RefSeq and is a predicted model, not a curated record.
ACGUGUCUCGCGAGGUCUCGUCUCGUCUCGUUUCGUCUCGCUAUGAGGGACGCCGAGGGCCGCGCCGAGGAGGCUCUGGGCUCCGGGGAAGAGGCUCAAGAUAUCGCGUCGCAAGAUGGCCCGGACGAGUCGGACGUCGCUCGGUAGAGGAUCGCGAAUCGGUCCUCGGGUAACUCGGAUUACUUGGCCUAACGAGCCUCUUCCGCGCGUCCCUUCGACUCAUCUCGAGAAAAGAUGAACGUCCGCCGUCUUCCGGGCUUCAUGUACCAGUACAAGGUCCUAGCCGUGCUGCUCCUCUGCGCCCUCUUCCUCGUGGUCUACCUCCUCCUGCACUGGGGCAUCAUGUGCACCAACCUUGAGGCCUGGAGGCACGUGUCCAGCGUGUGCAGCACCCACAGGGAUGGCUCGGCAAUCGGGAUUCUGUGCGGCCCACUCUGUACGGAACGUGGAAUCCAUUCCCUGGCCUGCGAAAGUCUCCAUUCUGGGAAAGAAGCUGUCUUCUCGGCGCACUGGGAAGCCACCAGGCUCGUCUUCAAGGCCCCCAGGAUCAAGUCUCCGUCCGAUCGACUGGAGUCCCUCUAUCCGGUGGACGAACUCGGGAUGAGGCACUUCAUCUCCGAGGAGGACUUUGCCAGUGCCAUCAGGGACCUGGUGGUCAGCAGGAUGAACGCCACGAUUUCCACGAGACAGCUGCAGAGGUUAGCCAGGUUGAGGACCCAUCGCGUGGAGACGGACCCGUCCAGGCGUCGUUUGGAGAUGGAGAACGUGUGGCCUCUUCUUCAGAACAACGAGUACAUCAUAUCCAUUCUUUACGAAGACAGAGACGUGUUUCCUCAGCUGAUCGGGACUUGCGGGACGUUUUACGCCGUGGAGUACGUCAGACCCAUAGAGACCCCGACGACGGUCCUGGCGUUGUCGGACUCCAAGCCGGAAUGGGCCAAGAGGGUGAAACUGGCCGUGAUGAUCAUGGACCUGCUGGAGGAAUUGGAGAGCAACUUCCCCGAGCCGUUUCAUCUUUGCGAUGUCAAGAUUAAUCACUUCGGGCUGCCCCUGGGGGGUCAGAGACUCAAGUUCCUGGACCUGGACGCCGUCUUCCCGAGGAGCGUCGUUGGUAAAUUGAUCGCUGAUAAUAGGCACUGCGAGAAGCACCAAGACUGCGACUACUUCGACUGCCGGUCGCUCUGCUCCAAAAGGAAACGCUGCGAGUCUCCGGUGGUCAACAACAAUCUGCAAGUGAUAUGUGAGAAGAUCUUUCUGGGAUGGACCCUCUCGGGGACGAUCAUCAUCCCGGGGCUAUUGAUGUCGGAGCACACCACGAGUACGCUGGCCGUACUUUUGAGACAGUGCGCCAAUCCCGCUGGCGAUUCGACCCAAUUGCCCAGAGCUGCUGUCCCAGCCAGUCUUAAAAUGCGGCUCUACAAUAUAUUGAGCGAGAUGGAGCAAGAAUAUGCCUCGGAAGUUUAGCCACGUCCAUGCCUGCUGAUUGCGAAGUCCUUCGGGGCGAGUGCCCCGAAGUGACUUUUCGACAGCCGUCGAAAAUAAGACUUUAGAUGAAUUAGAUAGGGUUAGAUAAGAAUUCACUGCAUCGAUGCAACGCGAGUCAACCCGAAGGACGGGAUCGUCCCUGUUUAAGAAUCCUUGGUAGGUAGCAUUUAAAAUUGAGGACAUUAAAUCUACAUUUAGUGUUACCUUGGUAAUAACACAGCGAACGCACGCAAAUGUACCGUCACUAUUAAGAUUUUAUUUUUCACGAGUACUUUACUUGGAGGUGUUUCCGUUUUCUAGAUAUUUUUUAUAAAAACCAAUUUCUCGCUACAUUACCUCCUGCACAAGUCAGAUGAUAAUAAAUGCAAGAAACUGUUCGCCUGAGUAAA